AUGUCUUUAAUGACGAGUAAUAACGAACAUAAUAAUAGUAUCAACCAUGGUACAGACACUACACAAUUGACUAGUGUUACCACAUUGCUAACUAACCCAAUGGCCUUUGAUACAGCUAGAUUGCAUCCUUUAGCUGGUCUUGACAAGGGUGUUGAAUAUAUGGAUCUAGAAGACGAACAAUUGUCUACCAUGGAAGGAUCACAAGGUUUGAUUCCAUCUCGUGGCUGGUCAGAUGAUCUUUGUUAUGGGACAGGGGCUGUCUAUUUAUUAGGUUUAGGUAUUGGUGGCUUCUCUGGUUUAAUUCAAGGUAUUAAAGCUAUACCACCCAACGCUUCUAGUAAAUUACAGUUAAAUACAAUUUUAAAUAAUAUUACUAAGAGAGGGCCAUUCUUAGGUAAUAGUGCAGGUGUUCUUGCAUUAAGUUACAAUAUUAUUAAUUCCUCUAUUGAUGCAUUACGCGGGAAACAUGAUACGGUCGGUUCUAUUGUAGCUGGUGCUUUAACUGGAGCUAUAUUUAAAUCAAGUAAAGGUUUAAAGCCUAUGGGUUAUGCAUCAGGGUUAAUGGCAGGAGCAUGUGCAAUUUGGUGCGGAAUAAAGAAUUCCUUGCUUGGGUGA
Messenger RNA from Arxiozyma heterogenica, 615 nucleotides. It is a transcript of the gene TIM23, whose product is annotated as protein transporter TIM23. Bases 1 to 615 code for a protein of 204 amino acids. Gene Ontology annotation, biological process: protein import into mitochondrial matrix. Gene Ontology annotation, cellular component: TIM23 mitochondrial import inner membrane translocase complex; mitochondrial inner membrane. The record is from RefSeq and is a predicted model, not a curated record. The transcript has a single exon. Gene Ontology annotation, molecular function: transmembrane protein transporter activity. Lineage: Eukaryota; Fungi; Ascomycota; Saccharomycetes; Saccharomycetales; Saccharomycetaceae.